Hymenoscyphus albidus is the source of this 1864-nucleotide messenger RNA. NCBI's taxonomy places the organism in Eukaryota, Fungi, Ascomycota, Leotiomycetes, Helotiales, Helotiaceae. The record is from the annotation of a GenBank genome assembly.
AUGUCGGGAAUAUCUGAAAAAUCAACAAUCCCCAGGGAGUCAACGUCUGAUACCCUCAAUGUCCCCAACCAUAGUAUUUUCAAUGGCUCCGAGGGAACCCCAUUCAACGAAGAUAAAGCCGCAAGAGAACAUGGGGUUACCAGAACCACCGCACAGGUCCCCCCUCGAGAUAUAGGGGGUAUCAGAUGGGCAAUCGUUGUUCUUUCUAUCCUGAGUUCGACCUUUCUUUUUGCCCUCGACAAUACGAUCGUUGCCGAUAUUCAACCUGUCAUCGUCACCCAAUUCAAUUCGGUUGCAAAGCUCACCUGGCUAAGUGUUGCUUUUCUUAUUGGCGCAGCUUCAACCAAUCUGUUUUGGGGUAAAAUCUUUGGGCAGUUCAAUGCGAAAUGGAUGUACAUCUUUUGUGUUUUUCUGUUCGAAGUUGGAUCGGCUGUAUGUGGCGCUGCACCAACGAUGGAUGCAUUGAUUAUCGGACGUGCUAUUUGUGGCGUUGGUGGAUCCGGAAUGUAUGUUGGUGUAAUGACUUUGCUCGCUGCCACGACUACGAUCCACGAGCGACCAAUGUAUGUUGGCGGGACUGGUCUUACCUGGGGCCUUGGAACUGUAGGUUAUCGACGCUUGUUGUCUGGAAUCUCGCUAAUUGCCUCAGGUGCUUGGUCCGAUCAUUGGUGGUGCUUUCGUUGAGAGUUCUGCUGGAUGGAGAUGGGCAUUCUAUAUCAAUCUAUGCAUUGGUGCGGUUUGCGCCCCCGUUUAUCUCUUCAUGCUACCAAGCAAAGAUCCACGCCCAGGAGUCAGUUUGAAGAACAGGUGCAAAGAGCUGGACUACUUGGGAGGAUUCCUUACCAUCGCAGCCUUUGUCUUGGGAGUUAUGGCUUUAUCGAUGGGAGGUGUUACAUGGCCAUGGAAUGAUGGAAAAGUGAUUGGGAUGUUUGUCGCAUCUGGAAUACUCUUCAUCUUGCUCGGAUUUCAACAAGUCUAUUCCAUCCUCACCACUCCCACACGACGCAUUUUCCCCAUCGAAUUCUUCAAAUCACGAACCAUCUUAAUAUUGUUCGCUAUGACAGCAGCGGGCGGUACAGCAAUCUUCAUACCCAUUUACAUGAUCCCUAUUUUCUUUCAAUUCACCCGUGGUGAUGGCGCUCUAGAAGCUGGUGUCCGUCUUCUUCCAUUCAUCAUGCUUAUGAUUUUCGCUGUCAUCGCAAAUGGAGCUAUUCUCUCCGCCUGGGGAUACUAUAUGCCUUGGUACCUAGCAGGUGGCAUUAUUGUUGUCAUUGGUGGGGCACUUAUGUACACCGUCGACACUGAAACGUCCAUUGCUAGAGUAUACGGUUAUACCAUCUUGAUCGGGUUCGGAGAUGGUCUCUUUGCUCAAGCCUCAUUUUCCGUGGCUCAAGCUAUUGUUGCUCCUGAAAACAUAGCCAUGGCAGUCGGAUUCAUCACUUGUGCGCAAGUAUCUGGAGUCACUAUUGCGCUUGCUAUCGCUAACUCGGUUUUCCUCAAUAAGUCGCAAAGUUCAAUUUCGAGAAUCUUGCCUGGUGUUCCCGUGAUGCAAAUCCAAGCAGCUAUUGCAGGAGCUGGAAGCAAUUUUGUUGAAAGUUUGACUCCGCAGGUGAGAGCCGAGGUUCUCAAUGCAAUUGUGGCUGCACAAAGUCAAACUUAUAUUCUUGUUAUCACUGCUGGGGCUUUGGCUGCCAUUUUAAGUUUGGGGAUGAAGAGGGAAAAAUUGUUUAUGGCGCCUGGUCAUGUUGGCUGAUCAUUUGUGGCUAUGUUUUAUAUAAUAUCAUUGCGUACCUGUAAUUUGUUGUUUGACGUUGGCUAUGAGGCCUGCCAUUCAACGUAAUUUUAUCACGAGCACUAUUUUGAC